Molecule: messenger RNA, 2874 nt
Organism: Ascoidea rubescens DSM 1968
Lineage: Eukaryota; Fungi; Ascomycota; Saccharomycetes; Ascoideales; Ascoideaceae
Gene: DAP2
Product: dipeptidyl aminopeptidase
Exons: 1
Coding region: 26-2800 (924 amino acids)
Biological process (GO): proteolysis
Molecular function (GO): serine-type endopeptidase activity; dipeptidyl-peptidase activity
Source: RefSeq, a predicted model, not a curated record
GUUUUUUAUAUUGUUUUCUUUUAUUAUGGACCACUCUCGUUUUCUGGACUUCGAAGAAUUCUAUCCUGAAGAAAAACAUCCAAGUUUGUUCGAGCAAUCUCAUCUCUCCUCAUCACCUUCAUUUUCCUCCAUCUCUCGCUUAUCCCCAGCAUAUUUAGCUGAGACUCAAGCCAAAACCAGAAAAGAUAAAUAUCAGAAAAUCAUUAUCUUUAGCUCGUUGUUAUCCCUGAUAAUCUGGGGUUCCUUUUUUUUAAUUCGGGCCAUUUCUUUCUUUUAUCAAGAUUACAACAGCUCAUCUUUUCUUUUAAACCAAAAUCCGAAUGAUUACUCCAAUUUAAAACGUCAGGAAAUUUUAAUCAACGAGAUUAACUAUGAUUUAUUCUCGGAAAACAAGGUCCCAAGUCUGCUCUUUAACGAAAAUGUUAUUAACGAGAGCGACUUUCAAGCGAAUAGCAAAAAUCAGUUAUCUUUAAAUUUAAUUAGAAAUGGGACUUUUUCUCCAGAUUUUAAAUCUUUUCAAUGGAUCUCGUCUAAUGAAACUGGUACUUAUUUAACAAAAGAAAAUAACUCUUACGUUAUUAAAAAAAUCAAUAACGAUUCCUACGCAAAUAUCUUAUACAAUAAUACUUACUUUAUUCAUCAGAAUAUUAAUUAUACAAUUGAUGAUUUAAUCGCGUCUCCGAAUUUUGAUUUUGCUUUAAUUCAAUCAAAUAGAACAAAACAAUGGAGACAUUCCUCUUUCUCGAUUUAUUGGUUAUUAGAUAUUAAUUCGUUAGAAAUUACUCCAAUUUAUGAUGAUUCAUCAAAAAUAUCAGUUAUUAAUUGGUCUCCUGAUUUAGUUCAUUUAUCCUUUGUUUUAGAUAAUAAUCUUUACAUUAAAAAUAUUCUUUCAGGCCAAGUUACACAAUUGACUUUUGAUGGUAACCAUGAAAUCUUUUAUGGAAAACCAGAUUGGGUUUAUGAAGAAGAAGUAUUUGAAAAUGAUUUUGCAAUGUGGUGGUCUCCCAAUGGAGACUAUUUAACUUUCAUGAAAACUAAUGACACUUUUGUACCUCAAUUUCCAAUUCCUUAUUUUGUUCAAAGAGAUAAUCAAAAUUAUCCUGAUUUAGUCAAUAUUAAAUAUCCAAAAGCUGGUGCUUCAAACCCAAUUGUUUCUAUGAUGAUUUAUAAUUUAUUAGACAAUAAACUUACAGAAAUCUCUGACUUUAAGCAUCUUAAUGAUCCUUUAAUUACUGAAGUGACGUGGGUAGGAACAAAAAAAUUCCUUUUAAGAGUAACAAACAGAUCAAGCGAUUUAUUAAAAUCCUAUGUGAUUAAUGCUGACUCCAAUACUUCAUAUCUUGUUAGAUCUGAAGACGCUUCAAAGGACGGUGGAUGGUUUGAAAUCACUCAAGAUACUAUUUAUGUUCCUGCUGAUUCUUCAAAAGGCAGGCCUCAUGAUGGUUAUAUUGAUGUUAUUGUUCAUGACGGUUAUGAUCAUUUGGCUUAUUUUUCACCUCCAGAAUCUUUAUCCCCAAAAAAGAUUUUAACCAAAGGUGAAUGGGAAGUUACUAAUGGUGUUUCAGCUUUUGAUCCUGACAAUAACCUUGUUUAUUUUUUAGCGACAAAACGUUCUUCCAUUGAAAGACACUUAUAUUCAGUUGAUUUGAACGGCCAGAAUUUUAAAUCAAUUUCAAAUGAUAAUGAACAUGGUUGGUAUUCUUCCUCUUUUUCAAAGGAUUCAAAAUAUUUAUUACUAAAUUAUAAUGGUCCUAAAGUUCCUUAUCAAAAAUUAAUCAAUCUAUCUAGUAAUAAAAAUAAUUCAACUGAAAAGGACUUUGAUUCAAUUAUAAUCACAAAUAACAAUGAUUUAUCAAAGACCUUAUCCAAAUUUGAUAUUCCAAGAAUUUCAUUUAAUGAAUUAAAUCUUGGUAAGGAUGAAAACAAUAAUGAUAUCAUUGUCAACUCUUUGGAAAUCAAGCCUCCUAACUUUGACCCUUCAAAGAAAUAUCCUCUUUUAUUCUAUGUUUAUGGUGGUCCAAUCUCUCAAUUAGUUCAACAAAGAUUUUCAAUUGGAUUCUCACAUUUAGUAUCUGCACAAUUAAAUUCUAUUGUUGUUACCGUUGAUGGUAGAGGCACUGGCUAUAAAGGCAGAGAUUUUAGAUCUAUUGUGCGUAACAAUUUAGGUUACUACGAGGUGGUUGACCAAUUAUCUGCUGCGAAAAUUUACACUCAAAAAUCAUAUAUCGACUCGGAAAGAACUGCUAUUUGGGGUUGGAGUUAUGGUGGUUUCAUGACUUUAAAAACUUUGGAACACGAUACUGAACAAUUAUUUAAAUACGGUAUCUCUGUUGCACCUGUUACUGACUGGGCUUUCUAUGAUUCAAUUUAUACUGAAAGAUAUAUGCAUACUCCUCAAGAUAAUUCGGAUGGUUAUUUCAAUGCUUCAAUUGGAAAUUUUAAUAUAACAAAUUUUCAAACUAAAAAAAGGUUUUUGGUUUGUCAUGGUACUGGCGAUGACAAUGUACAUUUUCAAAAUUUUUUGAAAUUUGUUGAUAAUUUAAAUUUAAAUUCAAUUGAAAAUAAUUUCGAUAUGAUGGUCUUUCCAGAUAGUGAUCAUUCUAUUAAUCACCAUAAUGGAAAUAAGAUCAUUUUUAAUAAAAUUUUAUGGUGGCUAAAAAUGGCAUUCAAUGGUGAGUUCGAUGGUUUUAAUACUUACAAUUAUCAUAAUGAACAAUUGCUCGGUAAUAAUGAUGUUUAUUAUAAUUCUAUGGGUUAUCAUUCAGAUGAUGAUGAGGAUUACUCUAUUUCUGCUUUAUAAUUAAUCUUUGUGAUAUUUAUUGUUUUUAUCAUUAUCAUUAUCGUUUUGAUGGUGUGAUCGUUAACGUUUUUUAU